Molecule: messenger RNA, 741 nt
Organism: Orbicella faveolata
Lineage: Eukaryota; Metazoa; Cnidaria; Anthozoa; Scleractinia; Merulinidae
Product: E3 ubiquitin-protein ligase TRIM45-like
Molecular function (GO): zinc ion binding; protein binding
Source: RefSeq, a predicted model, not a curated record
AUGGAAGGGAAUAUUGUUGUUACAGAUAACGCUGGACACUUUGUUUACGUUUUCGAUAAGGAAGGCAACUGUUUAAGGAAAAUUGGUGGCCUAGGCACAAACUCUGGACAAUUUCGGCACCCACAAGGCCUUUUUUUUUUCAGCAAGUAUGAGGUUCUAAUUGCAGACAACCAGAAUCAUAGAAUACAACACUUAAACAUCGAGACAGGAACUGUUGUGAAAACCUUUGGAAAACGUGGUGCAGGAAAAGGAGAGUUUCAGAAUCCAAUUGAUGUUUGUUUGGAUGAUGAAGGACGCAUUGUUGUAGCCGAGCUCAGCAAUAAUAGGAUACAGGUUAUAUCCAAAGAGGGAGAAACUCAUUCCAUGUUUGGAGACAGUGGUCCAGAGAAACUCAACCAUCCAGUUGGCUGCAUUCCUUUCAAAAACAUGAUUUUCGUUUCGGAUAGAGACAAUCACUGCGUUAAAGCUUUUGAUCAGUCAGGAACUUUUUUGUACAAGUUUGGGGAACUAGGGAAUCAAGACGGACAAUUUAAUCAGCCGUACCUCAUGCAUGUAGACAGUUCCAAUAAUCUUCUUGUAUGUGAUUACGGAAACUACCGAGUUCAGCAAUUUUCUUUAAACGGUCGCUUCACGGGCAAAAGUCACGCUGUUUUACGAACACCUGUUGGGAUAACAACAGCACCAGACGGAAGUAUUUUCGUGGCUAGUAAUACAGACAAGAAAGUCUAUAUAUUAAAGUAG